Molecule: messenger RNA, 834 nt
Organism: Monoraphidium neglectum
Lineage: Eukaryota; Viridiplantae; Chlorophyta; Chlorophyceae; Sphaeropleales; Selenastraceae
Exons: 4
Coding region: 1-834 (277 amino acids)
Biological process (GO): sphingosine biosynthetic process
Cellular component (GO): membrane; cytoplasm; intracellular membrane-bounded organelle
Molecular function (GO): kinase activity
Source: RefSeq, a predicted model, not a curated record
AUGUUGGCCCCUCUCCUUCCCGACGGGGUGGUGGAGGAGGAGGUGCAACGCGCCGUCGUGCACCUGGACGGGGGCGCCGUUGGCGAGCUUGUGCUGCACAUGCCCUCGGGCGGGGUGACCUACGUGCCAGUUCAGAUCCCCGGAGAGUCUGUAGUAGGUGCAGCGCUCGAGGGCCCCACCACACUGCGCAUCUGGCACUGCCACCGCUCGCGGUCGCUGCGCAAGACGCCGCCGCUCCACUGCGCCAGCGGCCAGGAGGCGGCGCGGCUGGUGGCGGCGGUGCGGGCGGCGUGCUGCUGGGCCAUGCGCACCUUCACGCGCCGGGUGCUGCCAAUCUGGGAGGGCGCGGCCGGCCUCGAGGUCACCGCAGCCCCCACGCGCGGCCCCGGCCACGCCGCCGAGGUGGCCGCCUCCGCCGACCCGCAGGCUUUUGAAAUCGUCGCGGUCUGCGGCUGCGACGCGGCGUUCUCCGAGGCGGCGCAGGGCGUCCUGGGCAGGCCGGACUGGCGGGAAGCCGCGCGGCAGCUGCCGCUCGCGCACGUGCCCGUCCCGCGCGUGCGGCUCGAGGCCGCGCGUGCCGCCCUCUCCCGAUCCGGCGCCGGCGCCGGUGGCGACAAGGGCGGAGGCGGCGUGCGACUGGCACACGCAGUGGGGAUCUCGGGCCCAGUGUCGGGUGCGUGGGCAGUGGUGAAGCGCGCGGUUGCGCCGCGCGACGUGGCGUCGGUGCUGCAGCCGCCGGCGCCGCGGCGCUUCAUGCUGCUGUCACUGGAGGCGGGCGGCGGCGCAUUGGUGAGCGCGUGGGCGGGCAGAGUGUCGAUGUGUGAGGCGACUUGA